Molecule: messenger RNA, 1352 nt
Organism: Musca vetustissima
Lineage: Eukaryota; Metazoa; Arthropoda; Insecta; Diptera; Muscidae
Product: probable WRKY transcription factor protein 1
Exons: 5
Molecular function (GO): protein binding
Source: RefSeq, a predicted model, not a curated record
ACAAGCAUACAUCUAUUGAGAUAUAUGUACCUAAAGAAAGCAGUAGCAGAUCAAAGGAAACAUGUCGAAUUUACUGUUCAUGGAUGAAUCGAAUGGCAAUGGUGUGUAUGCAACGUCUGCGACAGCAAUUUUAAUCAACAAUACAAAUAUCAAUAAUAAUAACAACAACAACAACACAAACAACAAUAACAGCAUUGGGCGUGGUAACAGCAAUCACAGCAAUAGUAACAACAAUACACCACCCGCCACAUCGACGUACAACAAGAGCAAUAAUUACAACAAUAAUAACAACAACAGCAACAUUAACAACAGUGGCAACAACAUCCAAAGUUUAAUGGCAGCAGCUUCAAAUGCAGCCGGCACGGCUGCAUGUUCCAGCGGUGGAGUCAUCCCUCCACAGCUGCCAACGUCACUAUCAAAUGAAGAUCUUAGUCAAAGUCUUUCCGAAUAUACGGAUGCCGAUGAAAGCAUAUCAGCGCCAACAGAAUUCUUAGCCGAGUUUCUGUCAUCAGUCAUGCUCAAGGAUUACAAAAAAGCUUUAAAAUAUUGCAAACUGAUUUUGCAGUAUGAACCACACAAUUCGACAGCAAAGGAAUUCUAUCCAUUGAUAUUGGACAAGUUACGUGAUGCCACCUCGAGUGACAGUGACGAAAACUAUAAUAAAUCAUCAUCCUCACCGGAAUUAAUACUGGAACCCCCCUCAUCAGAUCCAUCGGCUGGAGAAAGUGACGAACAGGAAGCAUUAGCUGGUGAGGAAAAGCUACAUCGUCAGCAUAUACGACGACCGCAUUUACCCGACGACUUACGUUUGGCUGAGGGCAUUUUAGAUCCCAAUUCAAAUGUGAGCAGCAACAGCAAUAGCAUUGAAGACGACAUUGAUGUUGGUGAUGAGGAAGAAGAAGAGGAGGAGGGUGCGGGUGGUGUUCUUAGCAGUGGCUCAGUAGGUGUUAGUCUUAGCGAUUCCGUAGAUGGUGACGAUGAUGAUGAUGACGACGACGGCGAUUGUGAAGAUGCCGAUGAUGAUGAUGAUCCGGAGGACGAUGAUGAUGACGAUAUUAUGAGCAGCAGUGGUGAUGAUUUACCCGUCGAUGAACAUCAGGUCAUUGUCGGCGAUGUACUAGACAUAGAAAACUCAGGUAAUGCAUGUGGUGGUGCUGAAGGUGUCGAUGGUGUAGCUUUAAAUGGUUCAAAUUCAUCCCGAAAUUCUUCGAGUGGUGGUAAAAUUAGUAGCCGAAGUGACAAUACAACACACUCAUAUUCGAGUCUAUUGUUGGAGGAGGAAGAUGAUAUAGUGCCUGCAAAUCUACACUUUCCCAAGGAUUUUAAUACACCUGAUUUGGAUGUUAGCAAUG